This is a messenger RNA of Clupea harengus (Atlantic herring), 1643 nucleotides long. RefSeq lists its product as uncharacterized. The transcript is spliced from 8 exons. Bases 1 to 1428 code for a protein of 475 amino acids. The record is from RefSeq and is a predicted model, not a curated record. Gene Ontology annotation, molecular function: carbohydrate binding. NCBI's taxonomy places the organism in Eukaryota, Metazoa, Chordata, Actinopteri, Clupeiformes, Clupeidae.
AUGGAUGCGGCACGGCGGCUCGGAUCUCGAGGUAAAGAUGAUGCUACGGCCAGAAAGCCCAAAGUUUCCUUCUUCAAUGACUACUCGGCAGAAGUGGUUCGGCGGCGUAAGGCAUUUGAUGACACGAAGACCCGACUAAGGAAAAUGAACGUGAUCUAUGCAUUGCUCUAUCCGGCUACUUUAAGGGUGACAGUCGAUGGUAAGCAGAAGAGAUUCGACUCUCCGAAAGAUGGCGCAUUACUCGCACAGUCAUUAGAAGGACGCAAAGUGUUGUCAAAACAUCAACUGCAAUUUUUUACCUGCUUGUCAAAAUAUAACGUCUGUCCUUCCAACCCAGGUUCAAACGUAAUCCAUAUCAAGAAAGCCAAUUAUGGCCGGACAGAUGAAACUACCUGCUCUUCUGGGCGACCUGCAGAUCAGCUCAGCAAUACCAACUGCUAUGCUCCCACAACACUCCCUAUAAUAAGUGAAAGAUGUGAAGGAAGAACAAAAUGCCGUCUGCAGGCCUCAAACAGCAUCUUCUCUGAUCCAUGUGGUGGCACCUACAAGUACCUCGACAUUUCCUACAGCUGUGUUCCUCCAAUUAGCCACGUCAGGAUCUCUCAUGCCACUCGAUCCGGGGGCAUCCCAAUUGAACCAGAGACCACUCUUAAAUUCGACUGCCACUCAAAAUGUGAAGGAAGAACAAAAUGCCGUCUGCAGGCCUCAAACAGCAUCUUCUCUGAUCCAUGUGGUGGCACCUACAAGUACCUCGACAUUUCCUACAGCUGUGUUCCUCCAAGUAAGGAACCGGAGCAUCUCAUCACCACAAUCGUGCACUAUAAAUGCAACAUGUUCAUUUGCCAGUUAAACAUCCUUGUUGUCAAAACAUCAACUGCAAUUUUUUACCUGCUUGUCAAAUAUAACGUCUGGCCUUCCAACCCAGGUUCAAACGUAAUCCAUAUCAAGAAAGCCAAUUAUGGCCGGACAGAUGAAACUACCUGCUCUUCUGGGCGACCUGCACAUCAGCUCAGCAAUACCAACUGCUAUGCUCCCACAACACUCCCUAUAAUAAGUGAAAGGUCAGUACAUGACACAAAGGUUCUGCUGUGUAAAUGGGUUUCUCUGUAUUCAUCCCUGCUAGUGAAGGCAGGAUGUUAUGUCCGAUUUAAGUCUAAAACAGCAUCUUUCCAGACCCUUUCCUUAAACCUACAAGUACCUUCUUUGAAUGACUGGGGAGUUUUGUCAAGAACAUGUGAAGGAAGAACAAAAUGCCGUCUGCAGGCCUCAAAUAGCAUCUUCUCUGAUCCAUGUGGUGGCACCUACAAGUACCUCGACAUUUCCUACAGCUGUGUUCCUCCAAGUAAGGAACCGGAGCAUCUCAUCACCACAAUCGUGCACUAUAAAUGCAACAUGUUCAUUGUAACACGGAUGAUGAGUGGUUUUUAAGAUGCUACCCAGAGUUAACAUCCACUGUCCUUUCUUUCAAACAGAGUCCAGCCAAACAUGUGAAAGCCUCCAUGGCGAACUGGACUGUGGUGUGUAUUCCCUCACAUUGUUUCCUACAAGACUUUCUUUAUAUGCUGCACUUGCAAAAUGUCCUACAGAGCUUGGCAGUCAGAAUCUUUACCUCUGGCCUGUAUAAGAGUUCCUCUCGUCUCCAC